GUGCGCAAUGUCGAUACUGGCCGGUGAGCCGGUGAGUCACCGUCGUGUGGUGAUCCAGUCGCUCUGUCAUAGCGCGCUCGUGCAUACGUGCGCUUUUCAUUUGUUUCACACACAUUUCCCGGCUACUGUAAACACCUGAUCCAAGAUGUCUCACUCGCUGACCAUCACCCGGACCACCGUGGCCACGUCUGGUACUCCUGUGUACAUAAACAGCAGUUACCUAGGCACCACACCCGGUCUUCUGAAACUGGCCCAGUUGUUACUGGGUGCGGCAUGCGUGGGCGUGGUGGGAUACUACAUGGAUCACGGGUACUAUAGAGGCUACUCAGGCAUCAGUGGGAAGGCAGAACUCUUCUACCUGAUCGUCGCAGUCGCCUGUCUAGUGGGCACGUUCUGUCUGAUAACAUCCUGUAUCGUCUCCUUGUCUACAGCUUCUAUCAUAUCGAAGACUAUUUAUGAGGUGAUAUACCACGGCGUGGCGUUUAUAUUAUAUCUGUGCGCCGGCAUCACUCUUAUGAUAGAAGUCAAUCAUCUGAAAGAUCAAUAUAGAAGAGAUUACGAACCUUAUUUAGCAGCAGCGGUUAUGGGCCUCGUGAUGGCGGCCCUUUACUUGCUCAGUACGUUUUUGGCAAAUCGCCAAUACAGAGGCAUUUAAACUAUUUAAAACUUCAAAAGAAUAACUGUACACUACUUUAUAGUAAUUUAUUACUUAAUUUAUUCUCGCAUUGCGCAAAAUAUAUUAAUUUCAGACUUGAAUUAAAGUUUAGAAAAGGGCUAUCGAAUCUGCUAAACCCAAUAAAUCGUAUCAAAUACAAAUCUUAUUAUAUUAUCUAAAUAAGUACAUAUUAUUGUAUUCAAUAUAGCACAAAAUAAAUUAAGAAUAGUGCUCAGGUAACUGCCAAAUACUGAAAGAUAGAUUUCGACACAAAGUAAAGAAGUUAGCUAUAUAGAACGCAAUUACGCAACACUAGGAAACUCAUAUUUUUAAAUUAUAUUAUACAUGAAUUUGGAUAACUACAUACAUGUAUGUAGCGUAUAUUUUAACACACUAUUUGGAUACAUUUUGAAGAAUUAACGAUCCUCAAAACCGAAAGUAAAAAAAAUCUGGUAGAAAUGUUAUGAAAAGUGACUGAUAAGAAUAAUCUGAAUAUUCUUCCUAAGCUCUAGUUUUUUUCAACUGCCCUAUAAUGUGAGUGGGAAUCAGAUUUUGUACUCAUAUUUUAACUGUGUUCGACGUAUAUGGCAUUUAUGGAAAUGUUUCAUGAACUAAGUAUGCCCAAGUUCAUAGACAACUUAAACGUCAGUUUUCUUUAAACAACUUACUAUUAAUUUUAAAAAUAUAAACAGUUGUUUUAAGAAAAAGGGACGUUUAUGUUAUCAAAGAAAUGCGAUACUAUUUUGAGACAAAGUCAAUGCUAGUCUAAUAUAGAUGCCAUUGAGGUAUUUUAUAUGUGUACCUAUUUAUUGUAGACUCAUAUGCCUCAAUACUGAACACUUAUAUAUUUUUUAGAAACAGGAAUAAUUCCUUUAUUAGCCUAAAUGUCUAGUCUAAGAUUCUAAUGAUAAGAAUGCUUUUAUGCCAUAUUUGUAAGAUAGGUGCAAAGUGAGCUCACUACGUCUGUUCAUUUAUAUUUAACCUUUAUGUCCUUUGUAAUGAAAUAUGUUUUGUUUUACUGUUAAAAUUAAAUGUAUAAGUAAUCAUUUUAUUAGAUUUUCUAAACUGUAUUGUUGAUUGAUUUAUUUAUCGUAAUUCAUUAUUGCGCAUUUUGAAUGAUUGGAUAGAAAAUUCAGGAAACUUACCUACUUAUACUCCGAAAUAUUAUGUUAGUAAUGUAAGUAUAAUUUAAUUCAAUUUUAUUUGAAUUUUACAUAUGAAAAAAGAGAAAAUUGUAUCCGUUUAUUGAAAACUUAUGUAGUUACUUGACAUAUUUACUUAAGUCGUAAUGAUGAUAAAUUGUGCUUUUGCUUGAUUUUGUAGUUCAGCAGAAAAACUUAAGUAUUACGAGUACAUAGAAGUGUUUUAGCUAAAACCCUUGGAUUAUAUCCUAAGAAAAGGUGCAUAUUUAAUUAUAAGUAAGUAAGUAAUAAGUUUAAGAAAUAGAAGAAAAUUCCGUGACUUAAUCAAUCCGUGAAUUAAUCUUAAUCUUCCAUUAUAUUUUUUUCGUGACAAAAGAUAUUAUACCUAUAUAACAGAUAUUUUAUACCAUGUAUGUUAAAUAAGUAUUUUCUGAUUAAAAAGAAAAAAAAAAGAUUAUUUUACAAAAUAUUUAAAAAUGGAACACGGGUUUUUCUGCCUAUUCGACUAGAUCUGUACUGGGAUUCUAUAAAACUCGAUCAACAACUCGCAUUUCA
Helicoverpa zea (corn earworm) is the source of this 2352-nucleotide messenger RNA. RefSeq lists its product as uncharacterized. Lineage: Eukaryota; Metazoa; Arthropoda; Insecta; Lepidoptera; Noctuidae. Gene Ontology annotation, cellular component: membrane. The coding region runs from base 146 to 655 and encodes 169 amino acids. The transcript has 5 exons. The record is from RefSeq and is a predicted model, not a curated record.